CCAUCUGUGCGUCCUUUGCGCACGGCGCGAGCGAUGUGAGCAAUGCGAUGGGGCCGUUCGCCGCCAUAUACUCCAUCUACCAGACGCAGACGGCGUCGGCGGUGAACUCCACGCCAAUUUGGAUCCUGUGCCUUGGUGGUGCCGGGCUCGUGCUUGGGCUUGCGACGUUCGGUGUGAGGCUUAUGAGGUUGCUCGGUGAGCGCAUCACGACGAUCACGCCGAGCCGCGGCUUUUCUGCGGAGCUCUCGACCGCGCUCGUUGUGUCGUUUGCCUCCGGCUACGGCGUGCCGAUCUCUUCAACGCACUGCAUCACCGGCGCCGUGGUUGCGAUCAGCAUGGUUGACGUUGGCUUCCUGAAGGUGCGCUGGAUCAUCGUCGCGAAGAUGUACGCCGGCUGGAUUAUGACUCUGGUCAUUUGCGGCGUGAUCUCCGCGCUCUUCUUCGCACAGGGGAUCUACUCCCCAAGCCGUGCCGAAUGA
This is a messenger RNA of Trypanosoma conorhini, 479 nucleotides long. RefSeq names its product phosphate-repressible phosphate permease. Gene Ontology annotation, biological process: phosphate ion transmembrane transport. The record is from RefSeq and is a predicted model, not a curated record. The transcript has a single exon. The annotation marks the transcript as partial. Gene Ontology annotation, cellular component: membrane. Gene Ontology annotation, molecular function: phosphate transmembrane transporter activity. Lineage: Eukaryota; Euglenozoa; Kinetoplastea; Trypanosomatida; Trypanosomatidae.